AUGAAUCUCCUCUACUCUCCAAUAUCUUCUUGUUUCUCUGAAACAUUGGUUGACAGAUGUAUGUCUAACAACACAACACUACCGUCAAAAUCAGCGACGGACAUCUGUCUGACAGACAGACAGAUGUCACUUUCAGUCAAUUCUACAGAAGGAGUCCUCAUAGGGACGAUAAUUCCGAUACUUGUACUUUUUGGAAUCUCUGGAAAUAUUCUGAAUCUCACAGUACUGUUAGCACCGAAUUUAAGGACCCGAUCAAAUCAACUUCUCGCUUGUCUCGCAGUCGCCGACAUUGUCAGUUUAAUAGUAAUUCUUCCCCAUUCAAUGGCACAUUAUGAAAUGUUUGAAACGGCGUUAUGGUUUCGGAAGUUCUAUGGAAAAUACAAAUUUCAAAUUAUCGGAAUGACGAAUUGGUCAAUAGCGACUGCUACGUGGUUGGUAUUUGUGAUAUGUCUGGAACGGUUAAUCAUCAUCAAGUAUCCGCUGUCAGUGAGGAAACAGGCAAAAUUCUUCACACCUCGAAACGUGGUCACAAUAAUCGUGGUGACCACAUUCAUCCUCACAUCAUACAACCACGUCAGUCAUGCGUGUGCUGAGAAACUCUUCUGCAAUGGAACACAAUACCACGUGGCGUGUAUUGAAAUCAACUCGGAACGAUGGUUUCGAAACGAACCGAACCCGAAUUCCGAGUUGAUGAAGUCGCUGGUGAGGUAUGCACCACAAGUCAAUGCAAUAUUUGUGGUGUUGAUACCAGUUGUUCUUGUGAUUAUAUUCAAUGUGAUGCUGAUUUUGACGCUGAGGCAGAGACAAAAACUAUUUGAACCGUCGAAAACGAUAAGAGGGGAUUCACAAUAUGGAUCACAAGCUAAAACGGAGCACAAAGUUACGAUAACAGUCACAGCAAUAGUCACAUGUUUCACGAUAACUCAGAGUCCAUCAGCAUUUCUGAUCUUUCUCAGUUUCUACAUUCACGCAGAUUUCGUCAUAUUGAGCGCAAUCUGCACAAUUCUAGUUGUACUUGGAAAAGCACUCAACUUUGUUCUCUUCUGUCUCUCAUCUGCAUCAUUCCGUCAACGUCUUCUCAUGCAGACAAAACAAGGAAUUCUCAGGAAAUCGACGAGAACCGUCUCAAUGGUGACGUCAUCAACAGUUGUGGUGGAUAGUCUUCCUGAUUCAAGGAAGAGAAGUCGUGUUGCAAUGGAGAUGAUCGAGAGAAGAACCUCUGCGUCUUCAUGUCUUGUCGGUGGAAAUCGUGCUGAUAGAACUCAUCGAGCCAACAGUAGUCAAUCAAUGAUCGGAGAAAGAAUGCCUUUAAAAGAGUUCCGAAGAGGAACUAGCUUCGUGUGA
This is a messenger RNA of Caenorhabditis remanei, 1344 nucleotides long. RefSeq lists its product as uncharacterized. The record is from RefSeq and is a predicted model, not a curated record. NCBI's taxonomy places the organism in Eukaryota, Metazoa, Nematoda, Chromadorea, Rhabditida, Rhabditidae. The transcript is spliced from 9 exons. Gene Ontology annotation, biological process: G protein-coupled receptor signaling pathway. Gene Ontology annotation, cellular component: membrane. Gene Ontology annotation, molecular function: G protein-coupled peptide receptor activity. The coding region runs from base 1 to 1344 and encodes 447 amino acids.